This is a messenger RNA of Monoraphidium neglectum, 882 nucleotides long. RefSeq lists its product as hypothetical. The transcript has a single exon. NCBI's taxonomy places the organism in Eukaryota, Viridiplantae, Chlorophyta, Chlorophyceae, Sphaeropleales, Selenastraceae. The record is from RefSeq and is a predicted model, not a curated record. The coding region runs from base 1 to 882 and encodes 293 amino acids.
AUGCGGCCAGAGCUGCAUGCGCCUGCCGGCGGUGAUGUGGGGUCUGGCAACGCCGCUGCAGCCGCGGGCCACGCGCCGCAGGUGGCAUCCGCCGCAUAUGCAUAUGCGCCGCCGCCGGCUGCGCCGUACAGCCAUCGCGCGGCGCCCCCGCCGCCGGCGGCCGCGCCGACGGUCCUGCCAGCGGACGCUUCGGCAACCCCAUACCAGCAGGCGCAGCAGCACCAGCAGCAGCAGCCGGCGGCAGCACCUUAUGUGGCUGCAUUGCAGCAGCACGGGGGAGCGGACGACCCUUACGCGGCGUACCAGCAGCAGCAAUAUGCACAGCAGCAGUAUGCACAGCAGCAGCAGCAGCAGCAGCAGCAGCAGCAGCAGCAGCAGCAGCAGCAGCCAGCGGCAACCACCCAACAGCAGCAGCAAUACGCCCAGCAGCAGGCGGCUCAGCAAUACGCGUACCAGCAGCAGCAGCAGCAGCAGCCGCAGCAGCAGCAGUAUGGCCAGCAGCCAUACGGCCAGCAGCACCAGCCGUCGCAGCAGGCCGCAACGUCAGCAGCUGCAUAUCAGUACUACGAGCAGCAGCAGCAGCAGCAGCAGCAGCAGCAGCAGCAGCAGCAGCAGCAGCAGCAGCAGCAGCAGCAGCAACAGCAACAACACGACUACUCUCAACAACAAUUCGAAGCACUGCAGGCCCAGCAGGGCCAGCGCGCGCCUCUGCAUGUGCCGGGGGCGGCAGGCCCGCCCGCGACGGCUCAGCAGCCGCAGCCCCCGCCGCCGCCGGCCCGACAGCAGCAGCAGCAGCCGGCUGCUUAUGACCCCCAAAUGCAGGCGAUGCUGCAGAUGCAGGCACAGAUGCAGUCCGCCCAGUACUACCAGCGGCCGUACUGA